This is a messenger RNA of Nelumbo nucifera (sacred lotus), 1050 nucleotides long. RefSeq names its product metalloendoproteinase 2-MMP-like. Gene Ontology annotation, cellular component: extracellular matrix. Gene Ontology annotation, molecular function: zinc ion binding; metalloendopeptidase activity. Lineage: Eukaryota; Viridiplantae; Streptophyta; Magnoliopsida; Proteales; Nelumbonaceae. The record is from RefSeq and is a predicted model, not a curated record. Gene Ontology annotation, biological process: proteolysis; extracellular matrix organization; collagen catabolic process.
UCGAAUGCAACAACUAAUUAAUUACCACCAAAUGGCUCACAGAUUGUCUCUUGUCUUGGCACUCAUUCUCCUCCUCCUUCCACUCCUCUCUCAUGGCAAAGAUGACAGGUCACGACCUUUCGAGUUCCUCCGGCAUUUAGAGGGUUGUCGCAAGGGAGAAACUGUAAAAGGUCUCAACGAGCUUAAACGGUAUCUGGAGAGAUUUGGGUACCUGAACAACCACAAGGACGAUGACGAUUUCGAUGAUUUGUUGGAGUUGGCCAUCAAGACUUAUCAACUCAAUUACAACCUGAACGUCACAGGGAGCCUAGACCCCGAGACCUUGAAACAGAUGAGCUUGCCUAGAUGUGGAGCCCCCGACAUCACGAAUGGCACAACGUCAAUGCGAUCGGGCAAGGAGAAGAAGCACCCUCAUGAACGCAAAACCCUCCACACUGUUUCCCGUUAUUCCUUCUUCUCCGGCAUCCCAAGGUGGCCACCUUCGAAGACCCUUCUCACCUACGCAUUUCUUCCUGGAACCCCGGUGAGUUCCAUGAGACCUGUGUGUGAUAGAGCUUUCCAGAGGUGGGCAGCUGUGAGUCGUUUCAGGUUUCAAGAGACUCAGGAUUAUCUUACAGCCGAUAUUAAGAUCAGCUUUGAGAGAGGUGACCACGGAGACAAAUAUCCAUUUGAUGGGCCUGGUGGCGUUCUUGCUCAUGCUUAUGCACCCACAGAUGGAAGGUUUCAUUACGACGCAGAUGAGAAAUGGUAUAUUGGUGCGAGCUUGGAUGGGUAUGAUGUGGAAUCCGUGGCCAUGCACGAGAUUGGGCACUUGCUUGGACUCGGGCACAGCUCCGUUGGGAACUCCAUCAUGUACCCCAGCCUUCUUAUGGGAACCCAGAAGCUGAAGCUGGACCAGGAUGACAUCGACGGAAUAAGAUCCUUGUACGCUUGAGGAUUAUAUUUUAUUUAAUAGCAGCUCAAGCUCCAGCUCUUUGUGAUUUAGAUGAUUUAUUAGAAGAAUUAGUCUGUUCUGUUUGUUAGUUUGCAGUGUGAAUGAAAUAAGAUGAA